Molecule: messenger RNA, 1515 nt
Organism: Lolium perenne
Lineage: Eukaryota; Viridiplantae; Streptophyta; Magnoliopsida; Poales; Poaceae
Source: RefSeq, a predicted model, not a curated record
AUGGAUUUUUCUGGACUAGUGGAGAAUCUGAGCUACAUCAAUGGUAGUUGUGAUUUCUGGGACAACUGCGACAUUGACACCUUCUCGCUGAUUUGGAUCCAUGAUUUCAUCAAGUUUUUUAGGAAUGAGAUAACUGAAAGACUACAUGUCUACUGGUGCAUGCCUGGGAAAGAUUUCAUGGAUGUUUUAUUCUACACCGUGAAUGAUGCUCAUAUAUUAGCAAUAACAACAAUUGCCAAGAAGUACACAAAUUUGUGUAUAUUCAUUGAUCACACAAAAUUUCUGGAGGGAUUGAGAGAUGACGUGGUUAUAAACGGACCUAUUUUUUGGAGCGUCCGAUAUGUGUCUUCUGUCACAAAUCUCCGCGCGUUGUGUCUGUUUUUUUUUGUUUUUGGUUUGGGCUUAGUCAACGUACCUUUUUUGGGUCUUUUCUUUAUUUCAGGAGAGAAGGGGAGCAAGCACGCGCCAUGGCGGAGAGUUCAGCGGCAACCCCUCAGCCGGUGCGGCCAGCGACGUAGGGAGCGGUGCUUUCGCAGGCAGCCGCCACCGCCUUGGAAGGCACAGGUGUCUCCGCAGCCUGCUCGGGCGGCAUCGGCAGGGGGCGUCGGGGAGCGCUGUGGGUCGGGAGGUUGUUCGAUCCAUGCCGGAGGGACCAGCGAUUCGCGACCUUCGAAGACAGGGCUGCUGCUUGCGAGACGGGCUUUAUUACACACAUGGGGGUUAAUUCUCUCAUUUGGUCAAAAAAGAGCAGCUUUGUUAAGCCAGGGGUGGAGUAAUGUGGGUGGAUUAGCGGCUGUAGCAAGUCAGUCUUAUUCUUCUUUAGUGAAGAUUAUUAUCAAGGCUUUAUUACACACAUGGGGGUUAAUUCUCUCAUUUGGUCAAAAAAGAGCAGCUUUGUUAAGCCAGGGGUGGAGUAAUGUGGGUGGAUUAGCGGCUGUAGCAAGUCAGUCUUAUUCUUCUUUAGUGAAGAUUAUUAUCAAGAAGAUGAUGACUAGCUCCUGCCUUCUUUAUGCAACUUUUCAAUGUGGUCAUCAUUUUAUUUUUCAAGAAAAGGAUCACUAAGCGAUUUGUGAAGCUCUCAGCCUUCCAAAAGACGGAGUUGCAGUUCUGGCAAUGUAUCAGGGAAAUACCAUGGAAGUAGACUUCUACAUGAGCUCUGCCAUAAGGGUUAGCUUCAGACCGGAUGGAGUCAGUUUGCCCUGAUGAAUGAUUGGAUACAUGACUCGAUGUACUGAUGUUGUUCCACAAGACAAAGGCACUGUCACAAUAUCAUUCUAUGUGCUGUAGGUGUGAAGCUGUGUGGUGGGUGGGUGCCCAUUGAUUCUCGGUAUUUUGGGAAGUUGCCAUGUGUGUGUUCGCGCAGUAAAUUGUAUCUGACGACGUUCUACUGAAUUUUUAUGUUAUAUGCUUCGCACGUUGAGCUUGUCGAGCCAUUCUAUCAAACUUGUAGUAUUCUGGGUUUGGUCAUUCCAAUGCGAACUCGCUGGACUAAGUUGGAUGCAAGUUUGUUCAAAA